Messenger RNA from Pan troglodytes (chimpanzee), 2475 nucleotides. It is a transcript of the gene PLPPR1, whose product is annotated as phospholipid phosphatase related 1. Gene Ontology annotation, cellular component: plasma membrane. The record is from RefSeq and is a predicted model, not a curated record. Lineage: Eukaryota; Metazoa; Chordata; Mammalia; Primates; Hominidae. The transcript has 8 exons. The coding region runs from base 418 to 1395 and encodes 325 amino acids. Gene Ontology annotation, biological process: phospholipid dephosphorylation; signal transduction; phospholipid metabolic process. Gene Ontology annotation, molecular function: phosphatidate phosphatase activity.
AGCCUUUUGCUCUUUCCUUUCAUUAAACAAACAGGAGAUCCUGAAACCUGGACCCUGUGCAAGCUGCAGCGCCAGGAGGAGGCAGCGGAGGAAGCAGAGCGCGGGAUGGGCGCCCAGCGGCAUCUGUGAUCCCGCGCACCUCCGCCCCACGGGCGCGCGCACAAACACGGACACACACAUACACACACUCGCGCACACACUCGCACACACACUCGUACACGCCCGCGCCGCUCGCUCGCCGGCUUGCUCUCCCACGCAAGCGGAAUGCAGCAGCGCCUGGAGAGCGUGUCUCGGACCGCCGCCUGAAUGUACCUCGCUCCCGGGAGCCGGACGGCCCAGUAGGGCGCACUGGAGGACGCUCCGCUGCGGGAGCCUGGACAGUUUUUGACGGUGCAGUCUUGCUAUAUGGUGUGAGAAAUGGCUGUAGGAAACAACACUCAACGAAGUUAUUCCAUCAUCCCGUGUUUUAUAUUUGUUGAGCUUGUCAUCAUGGCUGGGACAGUGCUGCUUGCCUACUACUUCGAAUGCACUGACACUUUUCAGGUGCAUAUCCAAGGAUUCUUCUGUCAGGACGGAGACUUAAUGAAGCCUUACCCAGGGACAGAGGAAGAAAGCUUCAUCACCCCUCUGGUGCUCUAUUGUGUGCUGGCUGCCACCCCAACUGCUAUUAUUUUUAUUGGUGAGAUAUCCAUGUAUUUCAUAAAAUCAACAAGAGAAUCCCUGAUUGCUCAGGAGAAAACAAUUCUGACCGGAGAAUGCUGUUACCUGAACCCCUUACUUCGAAGGAUCAUAAGAUUCACAGGGGUGUUUGCAUUUGGACUUUUUGCUACUGACAUUUUUGUAAACGCCGGACAAGUGGUCACUGGGCACUUAACGCCAUACUUCCUGACUGUGUGCAAGCCGAACUACACCAGUGCAGACUGCCAAGCGCACCACCAGUUUAUAAACAAUGGGAACAUUUGUACUGGGGACCUGGAAGUGAUAGAAAAGGCUCGGAGAUCCUUUCCCUCCAAACACGCUGCUCUGAGCAUUUACUCCGCCUUAUAUGCCACGAUGUAUAUUACAAGCACAAUCAAGACAAAGAGCAGUCGACUGGCCAAGCCGGUGCUGUGCCUCGGAACUCUCUGCACAGCCUUCCUGACAGGCCUCAACCGGGUAUCUGAGUAUCGGAACCACUGCUCGGACGUGAUUGCUGGUUUCAUCCUGGGCACUGCAGUGGCCCUGUUUCUGGGAAUGUGUGUGGUUCAUAACUUUAAAGGAACGCAAGGAUCUCCUUCCAAACCCAAGCCUGAGGAUCCCCGUGGAGUACCCCUAAUGGCUUUCCCUAGGAUAGAAAGCCCUCUGGAAACCUUAAGUGCACAGAAUCACUCUGCGUCCAUGACCGAAGUUACCUGAGACGACUGAUGUGUCACAAGCUGUUUUUUAAAAUCAUCUUCCAAUUCUAUACUUCAAAACACACAGUUGCUCAAUGUCAAACUGUGAUGACAAAUAUUACGUUUAUCUAGUUAGAAGCUAAUGUUUUGUACAUUUUUUGUAUGAGGAAGUGAUGUAGCUUGCCCUGAUUUUUUUUUUUUUUUGGUCAGCUUUAAUAUAUUUAUGCCAGAAUUUUAAAACCAACAAAAUUUUCUUGUUCAAGCGUGCAUUGAAGAACCACAUUUAUUCAAUGGUUGACGUUGUUUUGUGAUAUUUGUACACAAAUUUUCUUUUCUCAGUUUUAUAAACACAGAAGUAAAUAUAACAAUUCACUUUAAACUUUUAUUACCACAGUUGCUGCCUCCUCCAGAAUUUUUGAAUUUUAAUAAAAGGCAAACUUUUGAGCUGCAGGAAGGACAAUGUUGGUUAAUAAUAAAUCUCAAAGUCAAUUGUAGAAAAAAAAUUGUCUUCAAAAAGAAUGUUGCACUCUGAUCUCUUAACAAAUUGUUACGUUCAAAGUUUAAAGUGAUAUAUUAACAAAGUCACCUAGUUAUACAAACAAUUGUCAGAGAAUUCUGGAUUUGGAGGGUAUUGGGGUUAUAUGAUUCUUUCUUAGAUAAUGGCCUCUACUAAAGAACUCAAGAUCUUUCUGGAAUGUCUUCUGGCAGGCAGGUGUCACUGUCAGCUUUUCUCCAAAAAGCAGCCAACAUCAGCCUCCCCUGUCAACUCAACAGUUUUGUAUCUCAUAUUAUAUGGACUUUAUAUGAAAAUGAAUAUUUUACAGUUUGCACAGUAUUAUUUUACAGAAAAGGAAUCAGAGAAUCUACAACAUAGGGCCCCAGAACAACAGUUUCACUUUGUGGCUUUUAAUUAUUCUAGAAUUUUAACUGCAUCUCAUUUUUCUAGCAUGGUGAGAACUAAUAUGUAACUCCUUUGAUUGAAGGAGCUCUUUUGUCCGUACCUAUCAGAAUGUUUUCUUGACACUUCCAUGUUGGCUCUUCUCAGCUUUUUUUGUACAUAUUUUUUUUUUCUAAAGAGAAGAAAAAGUUAUCACAAAAUGUA